AUGAUAUUCUCAUAAAAGGUCCAAUAAAAGUAAAAUUUGGAGUACAAAGAUACAAUUUAAUUAAGAAUCAUUGAUUUGGAUUAGCAUCUAUUUUAAAUUAUUAUUUUAGAAACUUAGCCUGAUAAUGUUAAAUAUAAAAUGGAGAAUAAAUAUUUUAAAAUUGAAAUUUUGACUCAUCAACUAAAUUAUCCGAUUUUGGAAGUGCUAUUGACUGAAUAGUUAUAUAAUUAGAAUUAGCACCAAUACUUCUUCUAGUCAAAUAUAUAUAAUUGA
Molecule: messenger RNA, 273 nt
Organism: Paramecium sonneborni
Lineage: Eukaryota; Ciliophora; Oligohymenophorea; Peniculida; Parameciidae
Source: the annotation of a GenBank genome assembly